AUGCUUCUUCUUCUCAUAGUCCAGAUCGGCGUAAUAUUUGCCGGUCCAUCUCCUUUAUACAGAUGGCCCUUGAACGAUUUGACGUGUGGUAAAGAGGUGCAAACCACCAAUGAUGAUGCCAUUCAGCCUAAACAAGCGGAUUGUGUUAUAAACAAACCAGGACCAGUCGAAGUCGGAUCAACAUAUAUUUGGAGCGAUGGUUUUGUGGAAUUUUCUCCGUCGCAAAGUCAUAUCGAUGUCGAGAUUAAGAAUGAUGUGCCGAUCUUGUCUUUUGGGUUUACUAUUUUAAUAAACCCUACGGAAAAUAUCGGAACGAUCGUCCAUUACAAAGCUACAGCUCCGAUUUCGGGUGAAUUGGUAGAGUUCAGAAUUCAAUUUGUAGCUGGUAAACUUUCGAUGGUACUGUCUGAUGGAACAAAUAUGUACAACAAGACUUUUAAUACUGUAAUGCAAACCAAUGUAUUCUCGCUAGUUGGUUUUGGAUUUCUUUAUUCGGACAGGACUGCAAAUUUUUUCAUCAAAAACUCCAAUAGUCGAAAAUCGAUAAGCUAUUAUGGAAGAGGGUUAACGGUUCCUGGAAUUCUGAGAUUCGGUGCCUCACAGACAACCACUCCAACUGACAUGUUCAACGGGAAAAUCGCAUGUGCUUUGUUUUUUAAUAAUUAUAUCAAUUCCUAUGACGAGCAGAACAUGGAAAAUGCAUGUAUACAAGAUUGGAUAGGCGUUUCAUCUCCCGUACCGUCAUCUGUAACACCGACACAGCCAACGCAACCUAAUCUGAUCUGGCCCUUGGAUUCUAUAAAUACAGGCAAAGAAAACACAACGGGAAGAAUACCAUUUAAUCAACCAGAUUUCAGAUUUGCAUAUGGACCACCAGAUCUUCCAAAUGAAGCAGUUUUGUUUGAUGGAUCAAGAUUGACAUCUAUUCAUUUUGAUGGUAUACCAAGCUAUCUUCUUGCAAACCACCAUAGUUUUGGCAUGUACCUAUAUGUAGACGAUCUUAAUUAUGUAACUUUUAUGACAAUCAAGAGCGAUGCGGAGGAUGUGGCCGAAACUCGGAUUUCUGUAGACGGCACAUCGGUUGAAAUAAAACUUUUCAACAAUAUCGGUAGUGAAUGUGGACAUCUUGUAAGAACUAACGCUCUUCAGCUUAACACAUGGUCCGUAUUAGGCUUCAAAAUCACAUUUCCAUCGGAUAUGACUUUGCUUGUCAAUGAUUCGGAAUAUAUUGGUUCUCACUCGUGUGGAUUGCAGCAAGCAUCGUCAUCCAAUUACUCAAUACUUUUGGGCUAUUCAGAAGAAGAAAAUGAAGGUUUCCAUGGCAGGAUCCGCUGUUUGGUAUUGGUAGAUGAUAUUGAACAGAUGACCGAAGUUUUAAAUGUGGCCUGCAACGAUAAAGUUUACAUUUCAGAGAACGAGUUGAUAAUUCCAAGAGAAAGAGAGAGAUAUUCCAUUAUAUCGAAGACGAACAGUAAACCGUUAAGUUCUUUGCCAGCAACGGGUUUUAUCAGUCAAUCCACACUUUCAAAUUGUGGUCUGAGAUGCCUUGAAGAGAGAUAUUGUCGUUCUUUUACAUUCCAGGCAAUGGGGGAAUGUACUCUGUAUGAUUUCGUAGUUUUCAAGACCCUAACCUCAAUAUCGGGCACAAAUUAUUAUGUUGUCACGUGA
Molecule: messenger RNA, 1668 nt
Organism: Lottia gigantea (owl limpet)
Lineage: Eukaryota; Metazoa; Mollusca; Gastropoda; Lottiidae
Exons: 4
Coding region: 1-1668 (555 amino acids)
Source: RefSeq, a predicted model, not a curated record